AUGGUCAAAUCUAGCACAAUAUUUCAACAACUGUUACACAAAUUUCAACAGCUAAAUAUAAAUGACAAUAAACAUCAAGAUCGUUUUUCUCAAUUGAUAUUAUUAUGUAAUGAAUUAAUUGAGAACAUCCCUAAAAUAACUGUUGCUGAUAACAAUGACUUUCGAGAUUGUGUUCAAUUGUUUUAUAAUGAAAUAUUAGAAUUCGAAUCCAAUAUUCGGAUAGAAGAUACAAAAAGAAUCUCACGUGAUAUUUUCUUUGCAAUACUUGACCUAUUAUCUAAAUCACAAAUUUCUACGUAUUUAAAUGGUGACGAAUAUACUGUAACAGAACAUACAGUAUUUUACAAAUGCGUAACUGAUUUGCUCUUAUCCUAUGCUACUUCAAGACUUCAAAAUAUUUCUUUUGUAAAUUCUGAUAUUGGCAUACGCAAAUAUACUGAUCUAUUCCGCACGAUAUAUAAGCGAGUGGUACGAGAUUUAGAAUUUAGAAUACAGAUUAAACAAGAAGUUAUUCAUGAUAAUACAACAACAGAUUAUAUUUUAUCAUUUCUUUGGAAUUUAUCUGCUAGUAUAGAUAUUGUACCAUGGUUGCUCGGUAUUGAUCUAGCAAAAUCUAUGUUAAAAUGUCUGAAAAUCAUAAAACCAUCAUCAAAAAUAGCUCAACAAAUUGCCAGUAUCAUUCACAAUAUAUCUCGGCAUGAUGACGGUACUAAUGAACUCAAACAAGUAAACGGUCUUCAAAUUCUGAAAGAUUUCCAAAGUAAUACCACAGAAAAAUUGGAUGAUGUCGCGGAUCUUGUCACUUCAAUGGCCAUUGCUCAGCUAUCUACAGCCGAACAAAUUCGUUCAGAUCAUAAACGAAUGAAUAGAACUCUUAAUCAACUAUUACAGAUUACUAUUGACGCUGCCAAAGAUGAACAUCAUCAAGCAGAGGGCUUCCAGCUAUCAGAACCCUUAGCCGUAUUUACUAAACUAUUUGUGGAUGAUCACUCACUUGAAUAUGUUUUAAAUCAUGCAGAAACUGAUCCACAACUUACUACAUCAUCAACAAUUGCCUUAUUCGUUAACUUAUUCAUCAAAUAUCGGGAUUCAUUCGCAUCCGAAGAUUGGUCGAAACAAUUUACAUGUACGGCUCUAUUAAAUAUUUUAUGGAGUAUUUCAUUUCAAGAUCGAUAUAAAACAAAACUGAAACAAAAUCAAGAUUUUCUAACGGCUAUUAAAAGUUUAGCUAUGAAUGACAGUGAAAAAAUUUUCAAUAAAUAUGUUUCAAGUUCGAUGGAAAGUGCGGCAAAUGCCGCCAAUGGUAUUCUUUACAAUCUUGGUGAAAUAUCAGAUACACAAUUAGUUUCCAAUGCUGUGAGUAAAAAACCAACGAUUAUGAUUAGCUAUGCUCAUGAUAAUAAUCAAUUUUGUGACAAAAUUCUUACAGAAUUUGAAAAAAAGCGAAAUCUUUUCGAAAUUUGGAUUGAUCGAGAUCAUUGUUCAUCAAGCGAAGAUUUAUGGGAGAAAAUAGCUCGUGGAAUUGGACAAUCAAAAGUUAUUGUAUGUCUUCUUUCACAAGAAUAUUUCAAUAGUAAAUCAUGUCGUAAAGAAGCAACUUUUGCAAUCAAACGCAACAAAUCAAUCAUUCCAGUCUAUAUCGGUGAACCUGGUGAUUGUGAUUGGCUUGACAUUCAUAUUGCUGGAUUGAAAUAUGUUCGUUUCAAGGGUGAUAAAACCGAACUUGAUCGUAAUAAAAUUCAAGAAAUGUUGAGAACAAUUGAAGCUACUAUUAAUGAAACAACGACAGAAUCAUUAGAACAACAUACUAUUCCUACACAAUCGAGAAAAGAAACUGAAAAAAAUAAACUGACUACGCUCGAUAUAAAUAAGGCACCUGAAGAAUGGACUAGUGAUGAUAUUCAGAAAUGGUUUAGUGACUACAAAGUACCUGAUACUCUUGUAAAAUUAUUUGAUUUUCAAUCUAUUGCUGAAAUGUAUCGAUAUGCAUCAAAAUUACAUGUUGAUUCUAGGAAUGAAUUUGUAAAGUAUAGACAACGUUAUGCUAAACAGUAUCCAGGUGAUGAACUUGAAGAAUAUAUAUUCGAUCGAUUUCAAAAUGCACUCUUCAAAUUACCAAAGAAUCAACUUGAAACAAAGAAAAUAUCGACAUCAACACCUAAAUCAAGUACUUGUACUAUUUCCUGA
Adineta steineri is the source of this 2187-nucleotide messenger RNA. Lineage: Eukaryota; Metazoa; Rotifera; Eurotatoria; Adinetida; Adinetidae. The record is from the annotation of a GenBank genome assembly.